This is a messenger RNA of Leptopilina heterotoma, 3285 nucleotides long. RefSeq names its product lon protease homolog, mitochondrial (gene Lon). Gene Ontology annotation, molecular function: serine-type endopeptidase activity; ATP-dependent peptidase activity; ATP binding. Bases 148 to 3120 code for a protein of 990 amino acids. The transcript has 10 exons. Lineage: Eukaryota; Metazoa; Arthropoda; Insecta; Hymenoptera; Figitidae. The record is from RefSeq and is a predicted model, not a curated record. Gene Ontology annotation, biological process: chaperone-mediated protein complex assembly; protein catabolic process; protein quality control for misfolded or incompletely synthesized proteins. Gene Ontology annotation, cellular component: mitochondrial matrix.
ACAUUCUCAUAACUUCAAUAUGUCAAUGGUUAUUUUUCUUUAUUUAAAAAUUUUCCGUUUCUAGAAACGUGGUUUAUAUUGUAAUUAAAAAAGUGUCAUUUAUGAACAACCUUCCUUUUUUUGUAUAUCAAUCUAAAAAGGACAACUAUGCUUAAAUUGAAAUUACUGACAGUUUCUCGACCUCGAGUAACAGUUAAUCGGUUAUUUACCAAAAAUUAUUUGUGUCAGCGUCAAAAAGAUUUACCGGUUAGACUUCGAGUUGCAUCAGAUUCAAGACAAUUAAAUUGGAGCACAUCAAGAGAGAGAAUUCGAGGAUACAGUCAAAGUUCGGUAAUUAUUUCGACGAGAGCAUUUUCCACCAAGAAGCCUUCUGACAAAAGUCCAGCGAGUGCCAGUGAGGAUGGCGAACAAUCGGAUGAAUAUCCUGCCACUUUGCCAGCGACUGUGGUUGUUCCAGAAAUUUGGCCCAACGUUCCAGUUAUAGCAAUUAAUAGACAUCCGGUGUUUCCUCGUUUUGUGAAACUUAUUGAAAUAACGAAUCCAAUUCUUAUUGAUUUAAUUAGACGAAAGGUGAAAUUGAAUCAACCGUAUAUUGGGAUUUUCUUAAAGAAGAACGAAGAAAAUGAUUCGGAAGUGGUUCAGAAUUUAGAUGACGUUUAUUCAAUUGGAACAUUUGCACAAAUUCACGAAGCUCAAGACUUGGGAGAUCGAUUGAAACUCGUUGUAAUGGCACAUAGACGAAUUAAAAUUGUAGGUCAAAUUCUAGAGGAAUUAACUCCCAAGGCUACAAAACAUGAGAUGAAACUGACGUUUCCUAUAUUAAAUACAACAAUUACCGUUCCUGUAGACGAUACAAUGAGCGGCGGUGGUAAUAAGAAAACUCGUAGGUCUAUUGUGCGAAAAAAAUUUGAGCAGAAACCUCCCGAUGAAGUGAAACCAGAGUCUUCUGAAGAAACUAAUUCCGAAGUAGUCGAAGCAGAAGAUAAAUCAAUUGACAAAGGGGAGAAAAUAAAUCCAGAUAAUGCUGUGCAACCAUUCUUAAUGGCCGAAGUUGUAAAUAUUACACACGAAAAAUUCAGACAAACCGAGGAAAUUAAGGCGUUAACACAAGAAUUAAUCAAAACUAUUAGAGAUAUUAUCAGCAUGAAUCCUUUAUAUCGUGAAUCUCUACAACAAAUGUUACAUCAAGGACAAAGAGUGGUUGACAAUCCAGUUUAUCUCAGUGAUUUGGGAGCUGCUUUAACAGGCGCUGAUGCUCAAGAACUCCAGCAGGUCCUCGAAGAAAUGGAUAUUCUUAAAAGACUUCGAUUGUCUUUAGCGCUUUUGAAAAAAGAAUAUGACCUUUGCAAACUUCAACAAAAAAUUGGCAGAGAAGUUGAGGAGAAAGUGAAGCAGCAACAUAGAAAGUAUAUACUUCACGAGCAAAUGAAAGCAAUAAAGAAGGAAUUGGGACUUGAGAAAGACGACAAGGAUGCAAUUGAAGAAAAGUUUAGAGAGAGAAUUCGUCAGAAAGUGGUUCCAAAACCUGUAAUGGAUGUCCUCGAAGAGGAAUUAAAUAAAUUGAGUUUCUUGGAAAGUCAUAGCAGUGAAUUCAAUGUGACAAGAAAUUAUUUGGAUUGGCUAACUUCUAUGCCUUGGGGUGUGACAAGUCCGGAAAAUUUAAAUCUAGAACGAGCUAUUGAGAUUUUAAAUAAUGAUCAUUAUGGAAUGGAUGAUGUCAAGAAAUUAAUACAUGAAUUUAUUGCCGUCAGUCAAUUGAAGGGAUCGACCCAAGGAACAAUUUUAUGCUUUCACGGUCCACCUGGAGUGGGAAAAACUUCAAUUGCAAAGUCAAUAUCAAAAGCCUUAAAUAGAGAGUAUUUUCGAUUCAGUGUUGGAGGUAUGACCGACGUUGCUGAAAUUAAAGGCCACAGAAGAACUUACGUAGGCGCAAUGCCUGGAAAAGUGAUCCAGUGUUUGAAAAAAACAAAAACAGAAAAUCCUCUAAUCUUAAUUGACGAGGUUGACAAGAUUGGAAAAGGUCAUCAAGGAGAUCCAGCGUCAGCCCUUCUAGAAUUAUUGGAUCCAGAGCAGAAUGCCAACUUUUUGGAUCACUAUCUUGACGUUGCUGUUGAUUUAUCGAAAGUUCUCUUCAUAUGCACAGCAAAUGUCAUUGACACAAUUCCAGGACCUCUCAGAGACAGAAUGGAAUUAAUCGAAAUGUCCGGAUAUGUCGCCGAAGAGAAACUUGCAAUAGCUCAACAAUAUUUAGUACCGCAAGCAAUGAAAGACUCUGGUCUUUCGAAAGAACAAAUAUUAAUUAACGACGACGCCUUAAAUUCACUGAUCAAAUCUUAUUGUCGAGAGUCUGGUGUUAGAAAUUUACAGAAAUACAUCGGUAAAGUGCAUAGGAAUGUGGCUUAUAAAAUUGUGACGAAGGAAGCUGAGAAAAUAGACGUUCUGUGCGAUAAUCUUCAGGACUUUGUGGGAAAACCAUUAUUUAUGCAUGACCGGAUGUAUGAAAUUACGCCUCCCGGUGUGGUUAUGGGACUUGCUUGGACGGCAAUGGGAGGAUCGACUCUUUUCAUAGAGACAAAAACGAAAUUCAUGGAGACGUCGAAAAAAUAUAAGGGUUCUUUGAAUUACACUGGACAUCUUGGCGAUGUGAUGAAGGAGUCAAUUAAUAUUUCAAAAAUUGUCGCAGAAAGCUUUUUGAAUUCAAUUGAUUCGGGUAAUGAAUUUUUCCAACAUGCGCAUCUUCAUUUACACGUUCCCGAGGGUGCGACUCCUAAAGAUGGACCUAGUGCUGGUGUCACUAUUGCAACGGCUCUUGUUUCUCUCGCAAAGAAUCAGGCAAUCAGACAGGAUCUUGCCAUGACUGGCGAACUGAGUUUAAUUGGAAAAGUUCUUCCAGUUGGAGGGAUUAAAGAAAAAACAAUUGCUGCAAAACGUGUUGGAGCUAAAUGUAUAAUUUUGCCAGAAGGAAAUGAGAGAGAUUUUAAUAAUCUUCCAAAAUAUAUCACAGAGGGACUCGAGGUGCAUUUUGUGUCUUCCUUUAAAGAAGUGUACAGGAUAUGCUUUGAAGAUAAUGCCAACCAAACUCAACAAUCACCCCUUUCUUCCGAAUCAGAAAGAACUUAAAUAAAUUUAAUAACUUUCAAUAGAAAUUGAAAAUUUAUCAUCAAGAUUGUUACUUUUUUUAUAUAAGUUGAAAACACUUUUAAUUCUAUUCUUUUUAAAGUACAUUUAUAUACAUAUGUAUAUAUAAACAAAUAGCAAUUCUGAUAAAGUUGUUUACAUUGUAAA